AUUUCUCCUUGUUCCACUUGCUUUUACAUGUCGGUGAAUACAGUUAUCAAUUAAGUAGUUCUGACAAAAUGUCAGGAAGUUUUUUUGACAUUUACUUUAAGCUUUUUUGUGCUUUGGAAUGACACAGUAAUUUUCUUAUUGAGUUUGCUAAAAGGCAGUCUAGGAGACAACUGCAGUAUAUCACUGCAUGAUUGGUUUUUACUGUCAUCCGUGACAAUAUUGGUCAAGUUUGGUACUGAAUGUCCUGUUGAAGGUGAUUCUGCAGUUAUCCUUGCUAUCUUACUUCCCAUUCCUCCCCACAAAUGUUGAAAAGUUUUACAACCAGAUACACCUGACCAAAAAAAAAGUAAAAAAAAAUUAUGCCAAUGCAUUGAUUUUCACUGAGAGGACUGAGUUUAUGCCAUUUUAUACAUGAGAACUGUCUGUUAGAGUCAUCUGAGUCUGUAUUAUCUUUGAGAAAAAUACCAAUGUUUAUUUGGUAUUUGGAGAUGUAAACUAUUGUAUGAGCUUUAUCAGUUUUACCUCCACGCAACUGUGAAAGUAAACUUGCAAAUUAAUGACCUCAUAUCACAGCAGAAUAUGAGAAGAAAGAGGAAAAUAAAUGUUGAGAAUGCUGCUGAGUUUAUGUAUGUUCUCCAUAUUGCAGUUAAAGCAUUUGAAAUGGAAAUUAUACCUGCUAACAGAGUUGUUGCCCAGAUUGGAGAAACACUCGUACUAACAUGCAAUAGUACUGGCUGUGCAUCACCAAGCUUUUCCUGGAGAACCCAGAUGGACAGCCCCCUUGGAGGAACAGUGAACAACCAUAGGACAUACUCUACCUUGACUAUGAAUCCAGUCAGCAUUGUGAAUUCUCAUCAUUAUCUGUGUACUGUCUUCUGUGGUGAGAAAGAGAAAAAAGAGAAGAGUAUCAAAGUUGAACUUUACUCUUUCCCCAGUGAUCCUGUUAUUGAGAUCAGCCCAUCCUUAGUUGCUGGAGAACCAGUCACUGUCCUCUGUAAAAUUCCUGAUGUGUAUCCUUCUGAUCGCCUGGAAGUGCUCCUAAAGAAAGAGGAACAUGUUCUUCAUGAGGAAAAUUUUUACGCAGAUGGCAGCACAAAUACAGAGACCAAAACUGUGAAAUAUUCAUUUAAUCCCAUGGCUGAAGAUAUUGGGAAAGAGAUUACCUGUGUGGCCAAGUUACCAAUUGCUAAUAUGGACUUUGAACCCAAAGAAAGAGUAGCUUCUCAGAAACUGAAUGCUAACUUUGGUCCACAAAAUACUAUCAUUACCGCAUCUCCAGGCAGCUCGCCAAUGGAAGGAGACCAUCUGAAACUCACUUGUGUGACUGAGAGUAAUCCACCACCACAAAUAGUCUGGAGAAAACAUCUGGCUGAUGAAAGCAUUCAGCAUCUGGUAGAAAACAAUGUCCUUUCUAUUCCGCAUGUCCAUUCCACUGAUUCAGGACUGUACAUCUGUGAAGUAAUUAAUCUGGUGACUAAUAAAACGGAGAAAGCAACUGUGGACAUUGUUGUACAAGGUGCUCCAAGCAUUGCAGAACUCUCUAUUGAGCCUUCUACAACAGUUCAAGAAGGACAAAAUGUUUCCAUACAAUGUUCUGCUGAGAGUAACCCUCCUCCCAAGAUUAUUUUAAGGAGAAAAUCGGACAGAGCAGACAUGGGGUCUUACAGUGACAGGAGAAUUCUUCUUCUUCCAUCUGUGACAUUCCUGAAUAGCGGAGACUAUGAAUGUGUAGCAGAAAAUAAGUUUGGGAAAAGUAAAAGUGAAAUAACACUUAAUGUGGAAUAUGGACCAAAGAAUACAAUGAUCUCCGUUAUCCCUGCUAACACCGUUAAAGAAGGAGAAACUGUGACGAUGAAAUGUACUAGUUCUGGUAAUCCAGCUCCAGUGAUCUCUUGGAAGAAAAAGAAGGCCACUGGGGAGUCUGAGAAAAUUUCUGAAGAUGCCACUUUAAUUGUACAGAACAUAAAAAGUCAAGAUCUGGGGCUUUAUGAAUGUGAAGCUUAUAACCAAUUUGGCAAAGAAGAAAAAGUUGUGAAAUUACUUGUUCAAGUUCCUCCCCAAAAUAUUACUGUGUUAGUAUAUCCAUCAGAAAAUGUUAAAGAAGGAGAAAAUGUCACUAUUACAUGUAGCACAUACAGUAACCCACCAUCACAGAUGGUCCUGAAAAAAGUCCAUCAGGAGAAUGAAAUUAUUCUGCCAUCAGUGAAUGGAACCUUUAUACUCUACAAUGUCACCAAAACCGAUACAGGCAGAUAUUUACUUGAUGUUUUCAAUGAGGUUGGAAACACCAUCAAAGUGAUUGAUAUAGCUGUUAUAGGUAGGAAGAUUGGAAAAAACAGAUCAAAUGAUACCACUGAUUAUUGCAUUCUCCUCUGUAACAGCAGUAGCAGUACCUGUGGUUGCAAUUUGGAUCUACGUGUCAAGAAAAGCAAAGAUAAAUGGAUCAUACAGUCUUGUAAAAGCACUCAGGCUGAAAGUGUGAUUGCAUGAAUAUAAGUCUAAGUUCAUACUAAGCCAUGUUAUUUAUUGUUGUGACUGGUUCUAUUCUUCUGUACCAUAUGGUAACAAAAAAGUGACUUAAGAACACCACCAUGUGAUAGCAAAUGGAUUUUUUUCAUGUUUUGAUAAGUAUUUCAGUAUUUAAAUUAAAGGGAAAGCUAGCAUCCUGUCCUGGAAGCUGGUAAAUUACUUCUGUGUUGCAGCAUGCUGAACAAAGAGUUCCUUGGAGAAGUAGGUUUGUACAUAGUGUAUAAUUUGUGUUAUAAAUAUGUUCAACUGAAUAUCAGUUUGUAAAAUUGCCGUCUUACUGCAACUGUACAGAGAAUUGUUGUCAAUUCAAAGAUAUAAAUCAACAUUACUUGAGCUGAUCAGAUAAUAAUAUUUUAUUUUGUAUUACUCUACAGAGUGAAUGUUUUUUAUAUGAUUUGUCUGCUGUGGUAAUGUUUAGAAAAUGUUCUCUUUUUGCUCAUAUUACCAUAAACUCUAUACCUUCAAUUAAGUUACACAA
Columba livia (rock pigeon) is the source of this 3007-nucleotide messenger RNA. RefSeq names its product vascular cell adhesion molecule 1 (gene VCAM1). The transcript is spliced from 7 exons. NCBI's taxonomy places the organism in Eukaryota, Metazoa, Chordata, Aves, Columbiformes, Columbidae. Gene Ontology annotation, molecular function: integrin binding. Gene Ontology annotation, biological process: cell-cell adhesion. The record is from RefSeq and is a predicted model, not a curated record. Bases 580 to 2490 code for a protein of 636 amino acids. Gene Ontology annotation, cellular component: plasma membrane.